This is a messenger RNA of Penicillium riverlandense, 1068 nucleotides long. RefSeq names its product mitochondrial 54S ribosomal protein uL5m. Gene Ontology annotation, cellular component: ribosome; cytosolic large ribosomal subunit. The transcript is spliced from 3 exons. NCBI's taxonomy places the organism in Eukaryota, Fungi, Ascomycota, Eurotiomycetes, Eurotiales, Aspergillaceae. Gene Ontology annotation, molecular function: structural constituent of ribosome; RNA binding. The record is from RefSeq and is a predicted model, not a curated record. The coding region runs from base 1 to 1068 and encodes 355 amino acids. Gene Ontology annotation, biological process: translation.
AUGGCUGCCCGAGAGCCAUCAAGAUACCUAACACGGACACUGCCACGGGCGAUUGUCCCGUCGGCUCGUCCGCAGACCCUAGCAUGCCGGCGCAAUGCCUCUGAUGAUGCGCCAGCCAGGCGUCUGUCCAACCAUCUGGCCGAGCUGGAGACCGAGUCCUCCCUGGCCACACCACUGCCAGAGGAGGCAGUGAAAUCAUUCAACCCCGUUGCAGCCGCAAAGUCCCGCAGAGCUCAGCUCCCACGCAGUCGAUACCAAUUCCGACCCCCAAAAUACGACCGCGGCCCUCUCCACCCGCAUCAACCACCACCGCCAUCAGACCCGUCCUCGCGCGUAUUCGUACCGGGCCCCUUCUCCCUGCCACGCGUCCAACAAACCUACGACGCCACAAUAUCAUCCGACAUCCUCACGCUGUGCUACGUGCACAACCCACCAGGCUUCACCCCACCAGCCAAGGCACCCCGUCUCCGCGAAUGGGACGACAGCUCCCCCUACCACAAGAACCGUCCUCUACGCGGGCCACGCGGCGGCGAUGUCCUACGACUCCUGCGCAAGCCAAUUAAAUUCAACAGCAUCCCCCAGCUAGAGCGCAUUACCAUCCACAGCUACGUUAAGCAGGCUGCUCAGGAGAACUCAGGCUGGCUGCACGUCGCCGGGAUGGCCGUGCAGGCCAUUUCGAAUAAGCGUGUCGAGACAUUCAAGUCCCGCGCUAGUGUGUCGACUUGGAGUAUUGCCCCUGGGAGGGAUACUGUUGCUGUCAAGGCGGAGCUGCGCGGGGAGGAUAUGUAUCACUUCUUCGGGAAGUUGGUUGAUGUUGUUCUGCCGAGACUGAAGGACUGGCCUGGUGUGAAGGGGACGAGUGGUGAUAGUAGUGGGAAUAUUACCUUUGGACUGGAGCCUGAGCAGGUUGCUCUGUUUCCGGAGAUUGAAGUCAACUAUGACAUGUACCCUCCUAAGAUGAUCCCCGGUUGCCACAUCACCAUCCACACCAGCGCCAGGGCGGACAAGGAUGCACGCCUGCUCCUUAGUGCCAUGGGUGUGCCCUUCCAUGGGAAGAUCGUCAACUAG